Messenger RNA from Cryptococcus deneoformans JEC21, 2201 nucleotides. RefSeq lists its product as hypothetical. NCBI's taxonomy places the organism in Eukaryota, Fungi, Basidiomycota, Tremellomycetes, Tremellales, Cryptococcaceae. The coding region runs from base 161 to 1063 and encodes 300 amino acids. The transcript is spliced from 2 exons. The record is from RefSeq and is a predicted model, not a curated record.
UUGAAUCUAGAUAUUUUACCAAAGUGCAGCUCCUUAUCCCUUGGCAACGACAUCAAUUACAGUUAAAACUGUGAAUUUGACAUUGUGAACCUCAACUUGGAACGACCUCAAGAAGCAUGGCAGUAUAUCACCGUGUCCGUUAAAUAAAGCAAUCAACAUCAUGACUCUUCGCUAUCGCCCAAUCCCUCUUCGCCCAAUCCUUCCUCCUUAUCUCUCACUUUCAACCCAUUUGCCCAUUAAUCGAACUCCUGCCGUCCCUUUUUAUCGCGACUCCAAGCAUACUGUGCCCACCAAAUGGAGUCUCUAUAGGUCACUUCUUCGGUUUUCCAAGUCCUCCAAACCAGGGUAUCCAGCCCAUUACCCGGAAAUUAGAAAUGAGAUCAAAAGACUUUGGAAGAAGCACAAGAGCUUGACGUCUAUCCCCAGAGUGCAGCAGUUCCUCAAUGGGCAGUACGAUAUCCUGUCUGCGUUUCAAUUAGGCGAAAGUUCCAAGCUGAGUGAACUAGAGUCUCGCUUGGAAAACAAGCGUGUCCUACGGGAUCUCUCCAAAUCCCGAGACAGAGCAGACCAAGCUUCUCAACCCGACAGCAAACCUCCUCGAUUGACGGGAGGAUAUCUGCGUCCCACGUUGUUCAACCCCCCUCUUCCUCGUCUCAAACCUCAACCCAUUGGGCUUUCAAUGAUGAUUCACAAUAGAUUACGAAAGAGAGAGCGAAGAAUGGAAAAGCGCCGAGUAUAUGCGUCCUUGAGAACUGAUCUCAAACUUGAAGUCGCCUUCUGGAGGGCAACUGAGGGCAACGACACGGAUUGGUCAAGGCGGAAAGAUGAGAGGUCACAUUUUGGCUGGGAUAAGCUCUUACGGGAAGAAAUAAUUUUGAUGGAUAAAAGAUUCAUAAAGGAGAACAUGAGGUCAGACAUGGUUUAUGACAGCAAUAUGAUGAGAAGAGUAGAGAGAGCAAAGACCAGAAAAUUGGUGUGGUGGAAAGGAAAGAAAGAGGAGGCAACAUCGGCGAAGCGCGAAAAAGGCAUGGAACAAUGCAACGUGACAUCCAAUCAGCCAUAAGGGCCCGGCCCACAGCGGCGAGGAUCUCAGGCGAGGGAUCCUGAUCCUGUGCCUCCUCAGCACUCACAUCAUCUGCUUCCUCUGCUCCAUUUUCUGCAUCGCUGCCCUCCUCCGAAUCAUAUUCCCCCAAUGCAAGAAGCCCUUGAUUGCUUUCAGACUUUAACCUCUUGGUACCAUUAUGUUGGACCUUCCCUUCUGCGACUUCGUUCAAUCUUCUCUUUGCUCCCCAACCGGAGUCUCGCUCUCUGCCGGAGACUUGAGAUAUCGCUUCUAUCUCAGUAAUGAUAGCUUCCCCCUUAUCCACCAUCUCUUCCCAAUUCUCUCUUGCCAUCAACUGUAUCUCAGGGAACUCUACCCAUGCUGAGCCUUUCAGCACAUCUUUGAGCGGUUUAUUGGCAUCGAGUGGAGGGUAAAAGAUCUUUUGAUUGGGUUGAUGGGAGGGUGCAGGUCUGAAAGGCGUUGAGUGGAAAGGUUGGCAAAACCGAAUCUCAGACAAGGGGAUGGUUAAAGAUGGUAAUAAGGAGGAGAUAGUGGGCAGAGAUUCGGCUUCACGAGCAUGGAAAAGAACACGGGGAUGAGUGAUAGUCUUGAAGGAUGUCGAGGUGAUAAUUGUAGAAUCGGGAGAAGGCAGGAUGAGAUUGCUUGGUAUAAUGAGGUGAACUGUGAGGUGUAGCUGUUCUGUUCUAUAUUAAAGUAGUGCGUCAGUCAAGAUACAGCGUAUAAUUAUUGAAAGGGACAGACUUGGGGUUCCAACUCGACUGAUUCGUCUUCUUUCUGCCCAUACCUUCUGGCAUGAAUUCCGCCCUGCAGCCAUACCUCUCAAGUUCCCUUCUUAAUCCAUCGGUCUUACUUCGCCGUUGGCCCUUGGGGGCUCUGGAUCCUCUGCCUCGUCCUCGAGAGCUGACAACUCCGCCGUUGACCUCCUCAAUUUUGAUACCCUUGCCCCAUCCUGCGAUUUGACGCCUCCCUUCUUCCAGCAAAGUGUAAUCACUGGACCAUACUCCUUGGCCAUACUGAUUCAGCGGCACAAAUUUCGCGGGAUCGCGAAUGCCUGAGCAUGAAUCACGGCUCUUAUGAAUUUGAGAGCAGUUGAGAGAACAUGAGCGAGCAGAGCAGCGAGGGCAAGUGUAUUUUGCAG